AUGGAGCGCAAACGUUCGGUGCGGCGGCGGCAGAAACCACCAUUUGCCGAGCGCUUCAAGGACCACUGUCGCAACUUCACUGCAUUUAUGUUCAGCAACGUCGGGAUUAUAUUUUUAGUUGUCCUCUACAUGAUUGCGGGUGCGUUCAUGUUCAUCGCGAUCGAAGGUAAUGAAGCUUUAGAAAGGUUUGCUCAAAUACCGUCCAAGAGAAACGAGACUGCCAUGAGGCUGUGGCAAAUAUCCUGCUGCGAGGUGAAUGUGUUCAACAAAACCGUAUUCGAAGAGAGAGUAGGAGAAGAAAUACGUGCCUAUCAGGAGAAGAUUGUGCUGUGGGCUCGCCGAGGCUGGCAGGGUAGCGACAUCACGCUAGAAAGCGAAACGCAGUGGUCCUUCUCCGGGGGAUUCCUGUACUCUCUAACAGUCAUCACCACGAUCGGUUACGGAAAUAUCGUACCCCGAACGGAAUGGGGGAAAAUUGCAACGAUAUUUUAUGCAAUCAUAGGAAUGCCACUGUUUCUUCUUUAUCUUUCCAACAUUGGUGAUAUUUUGGCCAAGUCAUUUAAAUGGAUCUACGCCAAAUUCUGCCUGUGCCAGGUGUGUCCAGGCGUAGCCCGGCGGCGUGCGCUCCGUGCCAAACGCAGAGCGAGGACUGAGGAACGGGACUAUCAGUCGGAAUUCGGUGAAAAUGAAUUCGACACGGCUACCAUUACCACCUCCAACCCGGAGGACGAGAUCGACGAGGAAAUCACUGCCGAGCCGCAAACUGUGACCGUUCCAAUUACUAUUUGUAUAAUGAUCAUGAUUGGGUACAUAUUUUUCGGUGCUCGAUUGUUCGCAGACUGGGAAAACUGGGAUAUCCUUGAUGGCAGCUAUUUCUGCUUCAUUUCACUUAGCAGCAUCGGAUUCGGUGAUAUUGUACCAGGCGCUUCGCUGCAAACGAAAGGUGACACGAAGAUGGAAAUCAGCUUCAUCCUAUGCGCCAUCUAUCUACUGCUUGGGAUGGCACUGAUAGCCAUGUGCUUUAAUCUGAUGCAGGAGCAAGUUAUAUACAAGAUUCGGUCACUGAAGAAGUGUGUCCGUGGCUGCUUCCAGUGUAAGAAGACCGCUCCCCAGCCCUCCGAGGACGAAUCCGACAGCUGA
Molecule: messenger RNA, 1140 nt
Organism: Sabethes cyaneus
Lineage: Eukaryota; Metazoa; Arthropoda; Insecta; Diptera; Culicidae
Gene: sand
Product: potassium channel subfamily K member 18
Exons: 9
Coding region: 1-1140 (379 amino acids)
Biological process (GO): stabilization of membrane potential; potassium ion transmembrane transport
Cellular component (GO): membrane
Molecular function (GO): potassium ion leak channel activity
Source: RefSeq, a predicted model, not a curated record